AUGGCAAACACGGUCUUCCGUAAACUUCCCGAUCUGCGAGUAAUAGAUUUAAAGUCAGAACUGGAAAAAAGGGAAUUAGACCGAAGUGGCAACAAGGCUGCUCUGUUGUCCAGGUUACAAGAGCCUUGCGACGGCGAAGAGGCUUUACUAGCUGAAGGCCAAGAUCCAGAGGUAUACAUGUUUGAAGUAGAAGAAGUACCUGGGUCAAAGAAAAAAAAAUUAAGGCGAGACAAAGAAAGCGAUUCUCAGGAAGCUGAAUGUGACGAAGACGAUGAGGAGGAAGUAGAGUCGGAUCUCUCUGUUAGAUUGGAUUCGUGUAAAGGAUCUAUGGAUUCAGAUGGCACUGUUGAUUCCGGCGACGCAACAGUAGUUAAAGUUCCUAAUCCCGAAGCGGUUGAACCAAAAUGCCCAUUCACUGUGGAAGAUACAAUUUCUCUUCACAAAGCGAACCAGAAUCAUGGAGGAGAGCCGUCACUGAUUGUGAACGCUGAUGAAAACUCGGCGGAGUCGCAGCCUCCUAUCGUUGUUAAUAUCGAAGCGCCUCAGAAGAUGCAUGUGGAAAUGGUCGUCCAAUCAGCUUUUUGCUCUGACAUUGAUGUGAAUGACGACGUGAAGAGCAGCAGUACGCAACAAGUACAGCCCGAAAGUGGGGUUCCUGAAGAGAAGCCAAGCGUAACAUCUACCGGUGUCAGUCUCUGGGUUAGCGGUUUAGCCUCUACUACUAGAGCUACGGAUCUGAAGGCGCUGUUUUCAAAGUUUGGAAGGGUUUCCACUGCCAAAAUUGUUACCUCGGCAAAAGCACCUGGUUCAAAAUGUUACGGUUUCGUGACAAUGUCAAAUCCUGACGAGGCUUCAAAAUGCAUUCAGCACUUGCAUAGAACCGAACUGCAUGGUCGAAUGAUUUCCGUGGAACGAGUCACACUACUGCGAGUGAGCCAAGACGAGAUAAAGAUAUUUCAUCCAGGCCGCAUGAAAGGACAGAGCGAUCAAGAGAACGCUGUGAGUUUGCAUGACUUAGAUAUUUUUGUUCAUAAGUUUAGUGUAGUAACAGGUUGAUU
Molecule: messenger RNA, 1058 nt
Organism: Soboliphyme baturini
Lineage: Eukaryota; Metazoa; Nematoda; Enoplea; Dioctophymatida; Soboliphymatidae
Source: the annotation of a GenBank genome assembly